Messenger RNA from Exophiala mesophila, 1758 nucleotides. Its product is annotated as GTP-binding protein ypt1. Gene Ontology annotation, molecular function: GTP binding; GTPase activity. The transcript is spliced from 5 exons. The record is from RefSeq and is a predicted model, not a curated record. The coding region runs from base 245 to 850 and encodes 201 amino acids. NCBI's taxonomy places the organism in Eukaryota, Fungi, Ascomycota, Eurotiomycetes, Chaetothyriales, Herpotrichiellaceae.
UCUUGCCAACAGUUGAAUCUCCCGUGCCUCCCCAUGCUGACCCGCGCUUGAUUCCCAUUGUACACCAAGACACACCAUCAUCUGAACACGCUCUCUCACACUCUCGGUCUUCACAAAUCCCAUUCCUAUAACACCACCUUCCGCAAUCACCCCAAGCCCGAUUCUCUUGUUUGAUCAUUCCUCGACCCAGGCCUCGAUUUGUUAUCUCAGCCCUGACUUUUGCCCUUUCUACCCGCCCCUCAAGAUGAAUCCAGAAUACGAUUACCUUUUCAAGCUCCUGCUUAUCGGAGAUUCAGGCGUUGGAAAGUCCUGCCUGCUUCUGAGAUUCGCCGAUGAUACCUACACCGAGUCCUACAUCUCUACCAUUGGAGUUGAUUUCAAAAUCCGAACGAUCGAACUUGAUGGAAAGACGGUCAAGCUACAAAUCUGGGACACCGCCGGUCAAGAGCGCUUCCGAACAAUCACUUCCUCCUAUUAUCGCGGUGCCCAUGGAAUCUGCGUCGUCUAUGACGUGACAGAUCAGGAUUCAUUCAACAACGUCAAGCAAUGGCUGCAAGAGAUUGACCGAUAUGCCACCGAGGGCGUCAACAAGUUGCUGGUUGGAAACAAGAGUGAUAUGUCAGACAAGAAGGUGGUCGAAUACACUGUGGCAAAGGAAUUCGCAGACAGCCUCGGCAUUCCGUUUCUGGAGACAUCUGCAAAGAACGCCUCGAAUGUUGAACAGGCCUUCUUGACCAUGGCUCGUCAAAUCAAGGAGCGAAUGGGCACCACAACGGUCAACAACAAACCUACCGUCCAAGUUGGUCAGGGCCAAGGUGUCCAGUCAGGCUCAGCCGGAGGCUGUUGUUAGAUGUUUCGUCUAUCCUCUUGACAACCUCACGCCAUUACAUGUACGGAGAAUGAGCAUGAUGCCAGGUCUAUUAGCGUUGCGCGAGGGAGGUGCCCUAGGAUCAACAACUUGGGACCAUUCGCUGGGAUCAAUUCGAGGCCUCGAUGGUCUCAGCGCGGCUUCUACACCCACUAUCCUGCUGGCGUUAGGGCGCAACAUCCGGUCGCAAUUCCUCCAUGUCUAGACUUUUUCCUCUGCUUCCGAUAGCCAUCCAAUCUCCAGGGGUCAUGUCUUGCUUUUCUUUCUGGAUCGGCUGCUGCUGUUGGCAGUGUAAUGAAGACCCACGUGGAUUACAAGAGGCAUUGGCCUGGUUACCGGACUCAAGGACCCAUUAUCGGUGCGCAGGUCUUUUUACAUUCUUCUUGUCUUCUGACGAUCAGGGUAUGCAGCUUUGAAAUUGAUAUGGAAGUUGAAAGCACCUUUCAUUUUGCGCGUCCUGGUACAUUGAUGUUGCUUCUUAUCUUAUUCUUGAGUGGUUGUUGCCAAUGAUGUAUAUGUCACGUGACCCACCUCUUCUUUGACCCAACAUGGCAGGAGGCAGGAGCCCGGAGGCAGCAAGCAGGAGGAAGGCGCCAGUCAAUAGGGCGACAACUGGCAGGAGGGCAGCAUGCAAUCUUCGCGUCAUCCUCUUCUGCAACCUUUGAGAUACAAUGCUUCCAUCCCCUUCCAUCUCAAUUCUCCUUUGCUGAUACUCCUUGAAGACGACAAUGAGAGGCACAAGGCCUAUGUUGUCUCUGAGCAGGAACUGCAGACGCGUGCCUGUGACAGUGAACCAUGUUCGAAUCCUGCUUCAUCUUUUCGCCACUCUUCAGUUCAGACAUCAAGGGAGCAGACUCUCAGAAUGAAAUUAUCUGUGAGCCCAAGGCAAG